Molecule: messenger RNA, 541 nt
Organism: Nematolebias whitei (Rio pearlfish)
Lineage: Eukaryota; Metazoa; Chordata; Actinopteri; Cyprinodontiformes; Rivulidae
Gene: ncbp2as2
Product: protein NCBP2AS2
Exons: 2
Coding region: 93-389 (98 amino acids)
Source: RefSeq, a predicted model, not a curated record
GAGGCAAACCGGCGGGAAUUUCCAACGAAGAAGAAGAAAAAUCUCAAUAACAACAUUUGGUCUUCAGCUCACUUGAAGAAUCGGUGGACAAAAUGAUCUCGCGCCUGUUAGCAUACCUGGUCAACAACCUCCAGGUGGUUGAGAAGUUGGCAGAGUCUCGUCCGAUCCGAAGGGCGGCCCAGAUCACGGCUUACGCCAUCACCAAGGCUCAGCUCGUCGGCCGGGACGCCUCACAGCGGGUCCUGCGGUCCCAGACUCUGCGCCAGUUCACCGGUAAAGUCCCCGAGAACAUGCAGGAGGUGAGCGGCCGCCUCCGGAGGAUCCGAGAGACUUUUGUUAAGGAAGUGAAGGAGGGAUGGAAGGAUGGCUCCAGGCAGAUCAAGAAGUAAGAACUGGGUGCUUCUGGAUGUUGACAACACGAGCGGUGAAGCUUCAAGAUUUUGGGCAAAAUGCAAGAAUCUGUCUCGGCAAUGGACAAAAACAGCCUUUAAAUGGGAUAAUAAUGUUUAUGUCCAGAUCAUUAAAUGAUAUAAUCUAAGAA